Messenger RNA from Lactuca virosa, 2384 nucleotides. The record is from the annotation of a GenBank genome assembly. NCBI's taxonomy places the organism in Eukaryota, Viridiplantae, Streptophyta, Magnoliopsida, Asterales, Asteraceae.
CAGAAAAAAAAAAAAGCUAUCAUUUCCUCAUUGUUCCGCCUUACGACGUACCCAAGACGACUAGGGUUUCUUUUUGGUACAAGAUCUUCUUUCCUACACGAUUCGCCUACGGUAACCUCGUUGCUAAACCCCAAAUCAAGCAUUCAGAACCUCGAAUCCAACCAUGGCAUCCCGAGAGGGAGAUCCGGCGUUAGGCUAUUUGACUCGGAAGGAAACGGAGGUCAAGCUUCCUCGACCAACUAGGGUUAAGAACAAAACCCCAGCUCCAAUUCAAAUUACAGCGGAACAGAUUUUACGUGAAGCACGAGAACGUCAAGAAGCUGAAAUCCGACCACCAAAGCAGAAAAUCACCGACUCCACAGAGCUCGCAGACUAUCGUCUCCGUAAACGUAAAGAAUUCGAAGACCUGAUUCGGAGAGUGCGGUGGAACAAGAGUGUGUGGGUGAAGUAUGCCAAGUGGGAAGAGUCACAGAAGGAUUUCAAUCGAGCUAGGUCGGUAUGGGAACGAGCGCUUGAUGUCGACUAUAGAGACCAUACAAUGUGGUUGAAAUAUGCCGACGUUGAGAUGAAGAAUAAGUUCAUCAAUCAUGCAAGGAAUGUCUGGGAUAGGGCAGUUACUUUGUUACCGAGGGUGGAUCAGUUGUGGUAUAAGUAUAUUCAUAUGGAGGAAAUGCUAGGCAAUGUUGCAGGUGCAAGACAGAUAUUUGAAAGGUGGAUGGGGUGGGAGCCUGAUCAACAAGCAUGGCUUUCAUACAUCAAAUUCGAGUUAAGAUACAACGAAAUCGAAAGAGCAAGAUCCAUCUAUGAAAGAUUCGUUCAAUGCUUACCUAAAGUCACUGCAUGGAUUCACGAUGAAGAAGCCGAAACUCUCUUCGUUGCAUUCGCCGAAUUCGAAGAGAAAUGCAAAGAAACAGAACGUGCGAGAUGUAUUUACAAAUUCGCCCUCGACCACAUCCCAAAGGGAAGAGCUGAAGAUCUUUACAGAAAGUUUGUAGCUUUUGAGAAACAGUAUGGUGAUCGAGAAGGAAUCGAAGACGCCAUUGUUGGAAAGAGAAGGUUUCAAUAUGAAGAAGAAGUUAGAAAGAAUCCUUUGAAUUAUGACUCGUGGUUUGAUUACAUCAGACUCGAGGAGAGUGUUGGGAAUAAAGGAAGGAUUCGGGAAAUUUACGAAAGAGCCAUUGCGAAUGUUCCACCUGCUGAGGAGAAAAGAUAUUGGCAGAGAUAUAUUUAUCUUUGGAUUAGUUAUGCUUUGUAUGAAGAGAUUGAUGCACAAGAUGUUGGAAGAACACGCGAUGUUUAUAGCGAGUGUUUGAAGCUGAUUCCUCAUAAGAAAUUUUCUUUUGCAAAAGUUUGGUUGUUGGCUGCUCAAUUUGAAAUCAGACAGUUGAAUCUCUCUGCUGCACGCGCUGUUCUUGGAAAAGCAAUUGGAAUUGCUCCUAAAGAUAAGAUUUUCAAGAAAUACAUCGAGAUCGAGCUGCAAUUAGGUAACAUAGAUCGAUGUCGAAAGCUAUAUGAAAAAUACUUAGAAUGGUCGCCUGAAAACUGUUACGCGUGGAGCAAAUAUGCUGAGCUGGAAAGAUCUUUAAGUGAAACUGACCGGGCCCGCGCUAUUUUCGAGCUUGCAAUCGCACAACCUGCACUUGACAUGCCUGAAUUGUUAUGGAAAGCUUAUAUUGACUUUGAAAUAGCGGAAGGUGAAUUUGAAAGAACAAGACAGCUGUACGAGAGGCUUUUGGAUCGUACAAAGCAUUUGAAGGUGUGGAUUAGUUAUGCAAAAUUUGAAGCUUCUGCCAUUGAAGAAGAAGAAGAAGAUGAAGAACAACUACAGCAACAAAAACAUGAUGAUGAAAAGAAGAAACUUUGCAUUCAACGUGCCAGAAGUGUGUUUGAGAACGCGAUUAAUUACUAUAGGACAUCAGCCCCUGAGCUGAAAGAGGAGAGGGCUAUGUUGUUAGAAGAGUGGCUGAACAUGGAAAGUAGUUUUGGUGAGGUGGGUGAUGUGGGAUUGGUUCGGGCUAAGUUGCCUAAGAAGUUGAAGAAGAGAAGACAGAUAGAAAUGGAUGAUGGGCCUACUGGGUAUGAGGAGUAUAUUGAUUACCUGUUCCCGGAGGAAACACAGGCGUCCAAUCUGAAGAUCUUGGAGCAAGCUUACAAAUGGAAAAAACAGAAGAUUGUUUCAGAUGAUGAAGAAGAAGAAGAGGAUGAUGAUGAUGAUAUGGAUGAUUAGUGUAUCUCUCAUUUUCUUUUCUUUUCUUUUUUUGUUGGAUUUUUGUUAUUUCUUUAAGCACUUUUGCUUGUGUAUCACAUUUUGCCCCUAUUGUGGAAUUACUAAAUUUGUAAUGAUAGCAACUAAAAUGAAUAUCAUAUUUUUUGUAUAAUGUGAC